Messenger RNA from Lactuca saligna, 363 nucleotides. The record is from the annotation of a GenBank genome assembly. NCBI's taxonomy places the organism in Eukaryota, Viridiplantae, Streptophyta, Magnoliopsida, Asterales, Asteraceae.
AUGGAGUUGAAAGUUGUGGUGGACACAAAGUUGGCAAUUAAGAUUGAUAUCUCAAGUUACAAUGUUACUAAUAAAAGUAAUAUUUUGGGGAUAUCAAGAUUAACUGAUAAUGCAGCCAUAAUUGAUGAACUGAAAAAAAAAGAAUCUUAUUCCACAGGUGACAAUUUAACAUUGUGUGCUAGGGGCAACUCAACUGCAACAAGUCCUAUAAAGUUGAUUUCUACACCAACUGAGUUGAAAAGAAACCUUGCCAUAUGCAUAAAUCUUGAUGAAAUGGAGAAUUUGUCAACAUCUAAGUCUGCUCGAUUGUUAGCACCAGAAGAAAAACCAAUGCGUCUUUUCAUCCCCAAGAAAGAAAAGUAA